AUGCCCCCUCGUCCCAACGCCAGGCCUUCGCCUACACACUUCCUGUGCAUACCUUUAGUCACCUCGGCCUCAAGACCUCAGCUAUCGAAGAGCCUGGCUUCCUUCAAAGCAGAUGUCACCAACCCAGACAGCUUUGCGGUUCAACCAGAUGCCGUGCGGCCGCUCGGCACUCUGCACCUCACCCUUGGGAUCAUGAGUCUGGCCAAGGACGAGGGCAUCAGCAAAGCAACCGAGGUCCUCAAGAGCCUGAAACCGCGGGAUAUCUUGGCCGGCAUCACACCUCUGUCCUCCUCCACCCCGUUGGCCGGUAAAGCGCAGUCCACUAGCGCUCCCGAAACCGACUCGCCGCUCCGAAUCACGCUCCGCGGCUUACAUUGCAUGAAGUCGGGCCCUCGAGCAGAUCCCAGCAAGGCAUCGGUUCUAUACGCGCCACCCGAACAAGGCGAAGGUGUUUUCCAGACAUUCUGCGAGAAAAUCAGGGCUACGUUUGAAGAGGCCGGAGUCAUUGGAAAGGAUGACCGGGGCUUGUUGCUGCACGCCACCAUUGUCAACACGAUCUACGUCAAGGGCGGCUGGAGCAAGAAGGGCCCGAAGCUGACCAUCGACGCGAGGGAUAUACUCGACCGAUAUGAUGACUACAUCUGGAUGGAAGAUGUGCCCCUAGAAAAGAUCACCAUCUGCCGCAUGGGGGCCAAGAAGAUUGAGGGGACGGAUGACGAAGCAUACGAGGUCGAGGCUGAGAUCGACAUUUAG
This is a messenger RNA of Colletotrichum godetiae, 753 nucleotides long. Its product is annotated as kinase A anchor protein. The transcript has a single exon. Lineage: Eukaryota; Fungi; Ascomycota; Sordariomycetes; Glomerellales; Glomerellaceae. The record is from RefSeq and is a predicted model, not a curated record. Gene Ontology annotation, biological process: DNA alkylation repair; regulation of DNA-templated transcription. Gene Ontology annotation, cellular component: nucleus. Bases 1 to 753 code for a protein of 250 amino acids.